UAAAUCUCAAAAUUCUCCGACAGGCUUUUUCAUGUUAUCUUCCCUUGUCAGGCUUCCCUUGUCCGUAACUGGUAGACAAGCUGUCGUUGUUUCUCCUUUUCUCUUAGACCCAAGCGGCACUUCCCUCUUACGCCUCUCUUCUUGUACUUCUGCGCCGCAGGCAAUGGGAGAGACUCCCAAGCCCAAGUCAGGACCCAAGUCAUCCGCCCCCAGCUGCCCCAAGGACGAAGCCUAUCUUCAGAAAGUCAUCCCCAAACGCAUUAGUCUAUUCGAAGAAAUCAAAGCCCAGCAAAUCGCAGAGCGUGAGCAAAUUGGUGGUGAACCCAUUAAAAUUACUCUGCCAGAUGGCUCUGUCAAGGAAGGCAAGAAGUGGUUAUCAACACCUUUGGAUAUUGCUAAGGAUAUAUCGAAAAGUUUGGCUGUAAAUGCUGUCAUAUCUCAGGUUAAUGGCAUUCUUUGGGACAUGGCAGGACCUCUUGGAGUAGACUGUGAGUUGAAGUUGUUCACAUUUGAGACUGAUGAAGGGCGUGACACAUUUUGGCAUUCCAGUGCACACAUCCUUGGGGAGUCUCUUGAGCAGCAAUAUGGAUGCAAACUUUGCAUUGGACCCUGUACCACAAGAGGGGAGGGAUUCUACUAUGAUGCAUUUUAUGGUGGCUUAGGUCUGAAUGAGGAUCACUUCAAGCAAAUUGAAUCAGCGGCAAUGAAAGCUGUUGCGGUACGAGAAGCUCAAUUGGCACAAUACAACUAUAUCCUGGUUGUUGGCGAGGAAGAAACAAACACUGGACAGGCUUUAUCCCACCACUCUUUCCUUUCAUAAUGUCAGCGUAAGGGUUAGAGAUAAGGCAGUUCAUUCCAUCAAAAGCAUGGAGGAACUACUGAAUCAUUUUCAGCAAGAAGUAGCAGCUUUCCAUUAGAGACAGAACGGGCGAUGGACGAGGAUAAAACAUAUAGACUAAUGCUCAACCCAUAUAGCCAUGCAUCAGUUUUUUGAAUUUUUUUUUUUCUUAUUUUUUGUUUUCUGAUUGGUAAUUGCAAUUGUGCUCAUAACUUUGAUGGGUGGUUAUAUUCUAUUUUUAUUUCUUGCCAUUUUAUUUUUAAGUUUUAGAACAGAGAAUUGUACACAAUCCACUGUAGUUUCUAUGCAAUUUUAUGGGUUUUCGUU
This is a messenger RNA of Macadamia integrifolia, 1165 nucleotides long. RefSeq names its product threonine--tRNA ligase, mitochondrial 1-like. NCBI's taxonomy places the organism in Eukaryota, Viridiplantae, Streptophyta, Magnoliopsida, Proteales, Proteaceae. The transcript has 7 exons. Gene Ontology annotation, molecular function: nucleotide binding; threonine-tRNA ligase activity. The coding region runs from base 32 to 820 and encodes 262 amino acids. Gene Ontology annotation, cellular component: mitochondrion; chloroplast. The record is from RefSeq and is a predicted model, not a curated record. Gene Ontology annotation, biological process: threonyl-tRNA aminoacylation.